ACUGGAGCGACAACGACUGGAGCCACAACGACUGGAGCCACGACGACUGGAGCCACAACUGUGACUAGGGCCACAACGACUGGAGGCACAACGACUGGUGCCUCAACGACUGGAGCCACAACGACUGGAGCCACAACAACUGGAGCCACAACGACUGGAGCCUCAACAACAGGAGCCACAACGACUGGAGCCACAACGACUGGAGGCACAACUGUGACUAGAGCCACAACGACUGGAGGCACAACGACUGGUGCCUCAACGACUGGAGCCACAACAACUGGAGCCACAACGACUGGAGGCACAACGACUGGUGCCACAACGACUGGAGCUACAACGACUGGAGCCACAACGACUGGAGCCACAACGACUGGAGUCACAACGACUGGAGCCACAACGACUGGAGCCACAACUGUGACUAGGGCCACAACGACUGGAGGCACAACGACUGGUGCCACAACGACUGGAGCCACAACGACUGGAGCCACAACGACUGGAGCCUCAACGACAGGAGCCUCAACGACAGGAGCCACAACGACUGGAGCCACAACGACUGGAGGCACAACUGUGACUAGAGCCACAACGACUGGAGGCACAACGACUGGUGCCUCAACGACUGGUGCCUCAACGACUGGAGCCACAACGACUGGAGGCACAACGACUGGUGCCACAACGACUGGAGCCACAACGACUGGAGCCACAACGACUGGAGCCACGACGACUGGAGCCACAACUGUGACUAGGGCCACAACGACUGGAGGCACAACGACUGGAGCCUCAACGACAGGAGCCACAACGACUGGAGCCACAACGACUGGAGGCACAACUGUGACUAGAGCCACAACGACUGGAGGCACAACGACUGGUGCCUCAACGACUGGAGCCACAACGACUGGAGCCACAACGACUGGAGGCACAACGACUGGUGCCACAACGACUGGAGCCACAACGACUGGAGCCACAACGACUGGAGGCACAACGACUGGUGCCACAACGACUGGAGCCACAACGACUGGAGCCACAACGACCGGAGGCACAACGAUUGGUGCUACAACGACUGGAGCCACAACGACUGGAGCCACAACGACUGGAGCCACAACGACUGGAGCCACAACGACUGGAGCCACGACGACUGGAGCCACAACUGUGACUAGGGCCACAACGACUGGAGGCACAACGACUGGUGCCUCAACGACUGGAGCCACAACGACUGGAGCCACAACGACUGGAGCCACAACGACUGGAGCCUCAACGACUGGAGCCUCAACGACAGGAGCCACAACGACUGGAGCCACAACGACUGGAGACACAACUGUGACUAGAGCCACAACGACUGGAGGCACAACGACUGGUGCCUCAACGACUGGUGCCUCAACGACUGGAGCCACAACGACUGGAGGCACAACGACUGGUGCCACAACGACUGGAGCCACAACGACUGGAGCCACAACGACUGGAGGCACAACGACUGGUGCCACAACGACUGGAGCCACAACGACUGGAGCCACAACGACUGGAGCCACAACGACUGGUGCCACAACGACUGGAGGCACAACGACUGGAGCCACAACGACCGGAGGCACAACGACUGGUGCUACAACGACUGGAGCCACAACGACUGGAGCCACAACGACUGGAGCCACGACGACUGGAGCCACAACUGUGACUAGGGCCACAACGACUGGAGGCACAACGACUGGAGGCACAACGACUGGUGCCUCAACGACUGGAGCCACAACGACUGGAGCCACAACGACUGGAGCCUCAACGACAGGAGCCACAACGACUGGAGCCACAACGACUGGAGGCACAACUGGGACUAGAGCCACAACGACUGGAGGCACAACGACUGGUGCCUCAACGACUGGAGCCACAACGACUGGAGCCACAACGACUGGAGACACAACGACUGGUGCCACAACGACUGGAGCCACAACGACUGGAACCACAACGACUGGAGGCACAACGACUGGUGCCACAACGACUGGAGCCACAACGACUGGAGCCACAACGACUGGAGCCACAACGACUGGAGCCACAACGACUGGAGCCACAACGACUGGAGCCACAACGACUGGAGGCACAACGACUGGUGCCACAACGACUGGAGCCACAACGACUGGAGCCACAACGACUGGAGCCACAACGACUGGAGCCACAACGACUGGAGCCACAACGACUGGAGCCACAACGACUGGAGGCACAACUGGCAUGACCACCAGUCUCUCUCCAACUACAACUGGAGGACCUACAACAGCGCUAACGACGACCACAACUGCUGUUGCACCCCGUCCAUCUGUAGUAGUUGUUCUUGUAGCAAUAGUGUUGGUGCCGUUCGAACCAGAGCUCACUGACCCAAAUAGUGAACAAUUUUCUGAGCUUGCUCAAUUGAUUUUAAUCGUGUACGAUACGACCUUCAGAGCGAGAUACAACACAUACAGUCGCUGUGUCGUCAGACGCUUCAGACUAAGUACACGAGUAACGCGAAAUGAUGAGGUGGAGUCGGAUGUGGACAUUGAGUUUGUCAACACAGAGACGUCGGAGGAAAUUCCGAGUUCGGACGAAAUAGUGACAAAUUUAAGGACGGAUUUGGAGAAUCCAGACAACAACUUCACUUUAUCGUUUGAUACUAACUCUCUCGUCAUCACUGAGAGAAAUGUAACAACGACAACUGCUGCACCAGCAACUGCACCCAUCGAGGCACUCACAUUACAACGCUUGACAUUCCGAUCCGCCGGCGAGGAGUUCACGACAGACUUGCUAGAUUCGUCUUCCCCUGCGUUCCAAAGUCGCGCCACCCUCAUUGGGACGACAUUUCAGCCUAUCUACCAAGGAUUAUUUUCUUCAUUCCGAUCUGUGACCGUGGUUUCAUUCAGUAAUGGCUCCAUCAUCAACAACUUAGACUUGAGUUUUGCAUCUGCGUCGGUGCCAAGCAGCACCGCAAUUGCCAAUGUUUUGAUCAACGCUGCCCCGGACAUCAAUGCCUUCAACGUGGACACCUCGUUCAUUUUUGUGAAUGGCGCUCAAGUUUCCAGCGGAGCGAGCCACAAGACAAGCAUCAUCACUGCAUCCUGUCUCGCGCUGUUGCCAUGGAUACUAUCUAACCAAUAAUAGUAGCAUUGUUGCGUUCCUGUCAAAUAAGUUUAACGAUACACACUUCAUUAUAGAUCAAUAAAACUCUUUAUUGUCAUAACAUCCUGACUUUGAUAUAACUUUAUUUCCUGUUAUCAACUCUAAUUAUGGCUUUUACUGCCAUCAAAUGUAGAUGUUAUCAUUACUGUUACAAUUGUAUUUCUAAAUCUGAUUCCGAUAUUUAGAUUUUAUCAUCACAAAUGAUUUUUCUUGAUAAAUUACUUUUUUUAAAUUAUUUAAAUAUUGUUUUGCCAUGACGUGUGCAUUGACAGCUCAAGCAUGUUAUAUGGACCAUAGCAUUGUAUUGUAUUUUAUUUAAGUGCACUUAAAUUAUUAUGAAUAUAUAAUAGAAUAAAAUAUUUGAAAAAUUG
This is a messenger RNA of Nerophis lumbriciformis (worm pipefish), 3500 nucleotides long. RefSeq lists its product as uncharacterized. Lineage: Eukaryota; Metazoa; Chordata; Actinopteri; Syngnathiformes; Syngnathidae. The record is from RefSeq and is a predicted model, not a curated record.